Lizanozyma spartinae is the source of this 1407-nucleotide messenger RNA. RefSeq lists its product as uncharacterized. Gene Ontology annotation, molecular function: transmembrane transporter activity. The record is from RefSeq and is a predicted model, not a curated record. Bases 1 to 1407 code for a protein of 468 amino acids. The transcript has a single exon. Gene Ontology annotation, biological process: transmembrane transport. NCBI's taxonomy places the organism in Eukaryota, Fungi, Ascomycota, Pichiomycetes, Serinales, Debaryomycetaceae.
AUGUCGGCUACACAGCCCUAUUUAAUCAGACACAAGGUCGAUGGAGUAGACCCUCAAAAAAUGGGUAAUUUGAUUGGAACAUUAGGGUUUUUUGAUGAAUUGGUCAGUAUUGCCUCUGCACCCGUGAUUGGAACGUUAGUCGAUAAGAUCAACACCUCCCCCAAAUGGUCAAUUGGAGGUACAAAGGCCAUAGAGCCAUUGAGCUUCCUAGUUCUUAGUAUUGCAUUAGUUCUCUAUGGUACUAGUAAUAGCAAGUUCCAUUUAUAUGUUUCCAGAGCUGUAUUUGCACUAGGGGUUACUGGAGUCUUAAGUCUUAUAGCAGCGUUGUUAAAUGAACUUUCUGCGUCGGGAUUUACAUUACUGUCUAUUAAACGAGGAGGAGGAUAUCAGAGUCUCGAACUGGCUUCAGGCGAUGAUGGAUCUUCUUUAUCACCAUUGGUUAAAAAGAAGAAUGGUGUAUUCUCUGCCAUGAUAGGCGUGGCUACUGGAUUAGGAGCUGUUUUCGCUGCUUCAGUUUUAUUACCACUUCCCUUAUAUUUGAAGAAAUUAAUCCCUGAUAUUUCUAGUGGACAGAGUCUUGAAUACAGCUACCUUGUUAUUGCUGUUUACGCCGUGUUGAUCAGCAUUAUUGUUGCCAAAUUUCUAUUCAAUCUGAAACUUUUGAGUACUGCUGCUGGUGAAGAAGAAGAUAAUUUGCAAAAUACUUCACAUGAUCAAAGUUAUUUCAAAUUACUUUUACAAGGCUACAAAAUGUUCAAACAAAGUCCAGAAAUUGGUAUAUCAUGCUUUGGAUCCUUUGUGGUACGAGCAUCCAAUGUGGCCACUACUAUCUUCAUUCCAGUACUUGUAUUUGACUAUUUUUACAAAAUAGGUACUUGUGAUACCAAUGCCACGGGCAAAGAAAAUUGUGAGGAAGCUUAUAUGUUUCUGGCUAUGCUUACAGGGAUUGCUCAAACUUUUGGUUUGCUUUCUUCUCCUAUAUGGGCAAGAAUUAUUAACAAGCAAUCUAAUGCUUAUGCAAUGUUUUGGUCAGCAAUUCUUAUGGUAAUUGGGAACUUGGGGUUGUGUUUCCAUUUCUGGUUCCAAUUGUUCAUAUCUGAACAAGGUUUUUAUUAUAGUCCUAAACAUGUGGUGACGUUUUUGGUUAUAAUCAUUGCUCACAUUGGACAGUUUGGCUUAAUUAUGACGUCUAUGGGACUCUUGAGCCAGAGUGUUGAACAUACACAUGUUGGUACAGUUAGUGGCUUACAAGCAUUAUGUGGAAGUAUGGGGAUCUUGAUUGUUAGCAAACUUGGUGGAUUUUGGACCAAUACGUGGAUAUUAGGACCUUUUUUUGUAUUGGGAAUCUUUUCAUUGGCUCUAGUGGUUUGCAUCAAGAAGGUGGACAUAGACCGGAACAGAAUAUGA